AUGGUGGUUAGUGUCUUCGUGGACACCAGUGGCACCUGCAAACCCGGUGCAACCACUAAUUUGCAGAAACCCAAGAAGUUCCUGGGCAAUGGAGUUUUAAUCACCCGUGAUUAUGCAAAGUACAAGGGUCCAGUGAUAAAAAUGAUGGAGAGAAUCACAAAUUCUCCAUCGAUUGAUCUGAAUCUAAUCCCACCGAACUUUGUACGUGGUCAGCAUUUCCCAUCGAUUAUCUGUCCACGCAUAUUGGAUCCCAAACCUGACGAGGUUGUUUUAGACAUCUCUGGAUAUGCAGGGAUGGAAACAUCUCACAUUGCUGCACUGAUGGGAAACAAGGGAAAAGUCAUCGCACUUCAGAGGGAUGCCGCUAGGAUUGACCAAUUCACAAAACGUCACAAGGAGUUCGGAUGUACCAACAUCCGAAUUUUCCAUCUUGAUUUCGAGAAAUUGGUUAAACAGAAUGGGGCCAAGAACAUCAAAGAUUUUGAUUAUCGACCACCCUUUCCAAAGGGCAGUUUUGACAGGAUCCUUGUGGAUGCAGAUUGCAGUUAUCUUGGAUUAAGACCUUUGAUUUUCUACCCUCAGAAUGGACGAUCAAUGGCCAGUUGGCAACCCCGUCAGAAGAAAUUAUUCACUUCU
Diachasma alloeum is the source of this 636-nucleotide messenger RNA. RefSeq names its product putative methyltransferase NSUN6. The annotation marks the transcript as partial. Gene Ontology annotation, biological process: RNA methylation. Gene Ontology annotation, molecular function: methyltransferase activity. Lineage: Eukaryota; Metazoa; Arthropoda; Insecta; Hymenoptera; Braconidae. The record is from RefSeq and is a predicted model, not a curated record. The transcript has a single exon.